AUGGACACCAACCAAACACCGGCAGUUUCACAAGCCGCAUUCACCGAGUCUGAUAGAGGAGAAUGGCUGGGCGCAAUGGCCGAACACGCAAAAUACGAGGCCUUUCGUAACAGAAUACGCGAUUUCCUCUUAAAUCUGGACACCAUGAGAGAAUCUCUGCAAAUCAACUCCCGAAUUGCUGGCCCUGAUACCGAGCUCGGUAAAGCUAUGGUGGCAUUGAGUGAUGAGAUGUUUGACAAGACGAGAAAGAUGGACAAGGGUGUCACAGUUCUCAACAAGAUAUAUACAGAAGUUGAUCUUAGAAAACCUCUUAUCGAGGCGCAUCUCAAACUUGGGGCUGGUUCUGCUGUUGGGACUUUUGCGGAGACACAAGUAGCGUUGGACCAUCUGAAGCAGUUCGGGAUAGGGAAUACCUUGCUGAAACGGAUGUGGGAUAGCCUGUUGGCUUGCUCGAGACGAGGGCACUUGUACUUACGCAUGGCAAGGAGUCAAGUUCCUUGA
Molecule: messenger RNA, 501 nt
Organism: Fusarium odoratissimum NRRL 54006
Lineage: Eukaryota; Fungi; Ascomycota; Sordariomycetes; Hypocreales; Nectriaceae
Exons: 1
Coding region: 1-501 (166 amino acids)
Source: RefSeq, a predicted model, not a curated record